AUGUCCAACCGAACCACAGUGACCGAGUUCCUGCUCCUGGGCUUCUCUGAUAUUCGGGAGCUGCAGAUUCUGCACUUUGUGGUGUUCCUGAUGCUUUACCUGGCAACUCUGAUGGGGAAUCUUCUCAUUGUCUAUGCCAUCAUUCUGGACCACCGUCUGCACAGUCCAAUGUACUUCUUCCUGGGGAACCUUUCCAUUAUUGACCUUGGCUCUAUCUCCGUCAUUAUCCCCAAAUCUAUGGCCAACUCCCUCCUGAACACCAACGUGAUUUCUUAUGCUGGGUGUGUUGCCCAAGUCUUUCUCUAUUUCACCUUUGGAGCAACUGAUCUUGCCUUACUCACUGUCAUGGCCUAUGACCGACACGUCGCCAUCUGCCAGCCCCUGCACUAUGAGAGAGUGAUGAACAGGAGAGCCUGUGUCUACAUGGCAACCAGUGCCUGGAUUGCUGGUGCUGUCUACUCUGCCCUGCACACUGGGAACACCUUCAUAUUACCCUUCUGCCAGUCCAACGACAUCAAUCAGUUCUUCUGUGAAAUCCCCCAGCUCCUCAAGCUGGCCUGCUCUGACUCCUACCGCAGUGAAGUUGGCGUCCUUGCCUUUAGUGUGGUUUUAUUUUUGAAUUGCUUUGCUUUUAUCCUUGUGUCUUACGUUCAGAUCUUCAAAGCAGUGCUGAGAAUCCCGUCAAAGCAGGGCCGGCAGAAAGCCUUCUCCACCUGCCUCCCCCACCUCGCUGUGAUCUCCUUGUUCCUUUGCACUGGGUUCUUUGCCUACCUGAAACCCACUUCUAACUCAGGAACAAAUCUGGAUCUGGCGGUGGGUGUUCUCUAUGCCGUGGUGCCUCCAAUGAUGAACCCGGUCAUCUACAGCAUGAGGAACAAGGAGCUCAAAACUGCAUUGAAGAAACUUUUUGUGUGUAGAAUAUUCUCCAAGAAUUAA
Pelodiscus sinensis (Chinese soft-shelled turtle) is the source of this 936-nucleotide messenger RNA. RefSeq names its product olfactory receptor 14A16-like. NCBI's taxonomy places the organism in Eukaryota, Metazoa, Chordata, Testudines, Trionychidae. The record is from RefSeq and is a predicted model, not a curated record. Gene Ontology annotation, biological process: G protein-coupled receptor signaling pathway. Gene Ontology annotation, cellular component: membrane. Gene Ontology annotation, molecular function: olfactory receptor activity; G protein-coupled receptor activity.